AUGAGAGACAUGGAGUGCACCAGAGGCAGCUCGCCGCCCCUUUAUUCUCUUCCCUACGAGCUUCUCAUCACCAUCCUCGAAGUUUUCCCCUCACGUGAGCUUCUGCAGUGGACGAAUGUCUCGUCUCGGUUCUACAACAUUAUCUGCCACAUCUUGAGCCACAGGCUCGCGGCCAUAAGGCAGUUGAAGGGCCAAUAUACUCUUCGGCUGGACUGCCAUCUGCCCUCCAGGGUGGCCUCGCAGGGACGCACGAUAGGAACAUACCUCGACACCAGGACACUACCCCAUGAUCCCAGCGAACACCCCGAAGAGUUGGAGGGACUGUUAUCGCUAGAACAUGUAUUCUCUAUUGGCGACCUAGGGGUGCUGAGGGAACAAUACACUCGGUUUAAGGUAAUGCAGCAUUUCGAGUCGAUGUUUUCGCCUGAUUGGAAGGUGUUCACCAUAGACGACCAAAAUGAAGGCUCGGAAGGGAUAGGAGGAAUCUUCGGCGGGAGUAAAGUCAACAAUGGAGGCUUCAUGGCAGGCCGCAAAAACUCUCUGGGCGGUCAGAACACAUCAUCGAGAAACAGUCGAGUAGCCCCUUUUCGAAUUCUCGUCGAUUCUGCCGAGCCAUUCUCCCAAGUCUGUGUCUACGCCAAGCUGCUCGGUGACAGUCUACCGGAUGGCGUUAUAGUCUCCAAGGGGGUUGUACGACUCUGGAGGGACUGGCUGGCCCAACAGCCUGUUUUAACGUCACCACGACAUUUUACCGACCCGUACGAAGGAGAUUCUGAUUCGGACACCCACUCGCACCUGGCCGACGAGGUAGAUCACUCGUUAACAGAAGAAGAUGUGAAGUGGGUGGACCCCAAAAUGGACUCUGGACUAAGUCUGCAUAUCGGCAGUACUCAGGAGGUGACAAGCUGUGGGUUCCUGCGUGGAGUCAGCGAUUUGACAGAUACCAUCGUGUACUACACGAUUGAGAUCGAUGAAUUUGUGAUACGAUCCAGUCGACUGCUCUUUGCUAUGGAAGAGGCCGAGGAGAUAGAAGCGACAGGAUCGCAACAGACGGUAGUCUUAAGAGCAUUCCGUCCUCAUUAG
Messenger RNA from Arthroderma uncinatum, 1083 nucleotides. Its product is annotated as F-box domain protein. The transcript is spliced from 3 exons. Gene Ontology annotation, molecular function: protein binding. NCBI's taxonomy places the organism in Eukaryota, Fungi, Ascomycota, Eurotiomycetes, Onygenales, Arthrodermataceae. Bases 1 to 1083 code for a protein of 360 amino acids. The record is from RefSeq and is a predicted model, not a curated record.